Messenger RNA from Etheostoma spectabile (orangethroat darter), 1275 nucleotides. It is a transcript of the gene pigh, whose product is annotated as phosphatidylinositol glycan anchor biosynthesis, class H. Bases 271 to 816 code for a protein of 181 amino acids. The transcript has 4 exons. Gene Ontology annotation, cellular component: glycosylphosphatidylinositol-N-acetylglucosaminyltransferase (GPI-GnT) complex. The record is from RefSeq and is a predicted model, not a curated record. Lineage: Eukaryota; Metazoa; Chordata; Actinopteri; Perciformes; Percidae. Gene Ontology annotation, biological process: GPI anchor biosynthetic process.
CUCACUUUUUCAUAUAUUAUAUUUAACUGGAGAAACUUAGCGUCGUAUGUAUGUAACGUUAUGUAUGGAUGUAUGUAAGUAUGCAUGAAUAAGUUUCCUUCUAAGAAAGCAGUACUUUAUGAUUUUAAAUGCGACUGACCUUGCCUGUUCACAGAUAGCCAAAGCUAAUUCGAUGCUAACCUGUCUUCAGUGUUAGCUAGCUGGCUAAGCUAACUGUUUCUGCGAAUUCGCUGUUCGCCUCAUGUUACUCUCCCCUAAUUUGUUGGGUUCAUGAUGGAAGAUGAAGCAUUCACUGACAUUAAUGGCAAAAGCAUAUCUCUGGACUGCCAGUGUCACUCUAGCCUUUGCAGCGAGUUCAUUGUCAGCGUCCCCAAGGUGUCCAUCGGCAAGGUGAUGGUGUACACCUGCUGUGUUUGGCUUUUGGCGUACGCUGUGUUCUUCUUCACCGAGAACACAGCUGUUCUGACCAGUGCUAUAUUCAUCACCCUGGCCGGCAUGAUGUUUCACAUCCACUUUGUGAAGGUAGACCACGAGUCCCUGCUUGUCAUCGGCUCCUUGGGCGUACAGGUGUCCUCCAGCUACGCCUCAGGCCGUGAGACCACCACCUUCAUUGAGAUGGGCAAGAUCAAGGACAUUGUCAUCAAUGAAGCUAUUUACAUGCAUCAAAUCAUCUACUACCUUUGUGUGCUGUUGAAGGAGCCUUCAGAUCCAGACGCAGUGUCAAGUGUUGUGCCAUUGUUUCAGAGUUCGAAGCCAAGGCUGAACUGCUUAGUGAAAGUUUACAAAAGCUGUCAGGAGAUUAUUUCAAAGUGCUAAUGACACAAAAGCAAGCGCUGCCAUAAUGUAAACGCCAAUAUUAGUUUCACAAUGACUUUGUUAUUCUUUGUUGUGUAGUUACUUGAAUAAUAUGAAAAUAGCACUGAUGACUACUUCUUUAAACCUAAAGAGCCAAACCUUUUAACUGUAAAGAUAAACAUUCCCUUUUAGAGUUUAGCUUUUUUACUUAUUUAUGUAUUUUGAUUUCAAUUGACCUAAUAUUUUCGAUGUCUGUAUUUUACAAGCAUUCCCGCACUGUAUUUUAUAUACAAAAAAUACAUUUGUUGAUCAAAAUUAAUAUUGUUCCUUUUUAAGUAUUUGCCAUCACUUGUGGUUCAUGCUUGGGCUUUAUGUUUUUGAGGAGCUUUCCUUCCCCAGUAGGGGGCAGUACCACACUUAUCAAAACUUUGGAAAUCAGAAAAAUUAAUUAGUUCAGGCAAAAGUACUAACAAUGUACCA